AUGCAUUCCAUGAACAAAAGACCUUCAUCAUCCAAGAUUCCAACUGGGUCAAUAGCCACCAUCAUCCCUCCGAAUAUCUCAAACACGACACCAGAGAGACAUCGAAGAACGUCCACCGAAAUAGAACAUCAAACCCACAAAGAAGGCUGGACAGUUAUCGGCCUCUCAGAACCCAUCCCCUCCAACUCCAACUCCAACUCCAUGAUCGAAUACACCCAAAAUCCCAAAACAGGGACCAACACCGAGACCAACUGCCGAAGCAACAAAAGGACCCGCCCAAUCAUAAUUUUCGAUUCGAACAACAAACUCUCCUGGGCCGAUGAGGUGAUUGAGGAAGCAGAAGAAGAACAGAAACAACAAAUAGCCGCCCAACUACUCCCCCCGUCCUCACCUCAAGCCAAACAAAUCAUUAAUAGCAAAUCAACCAAGACGCAUACCCAUCCCCAUCUUCUCUCAGCAGAACCCCUCUCCACCUCCGUCUCCAAACAAAAGCAGAAAACCAGAGACGAACAAGUGCAGCGGCGGCGGCAAAAGAACGCAGAGAAGGAACAGAGACGAACGAGGACUCAGCACGCCAACUCGAAGCUAGACGUUGAUCUGAUGACUACUACCACCACUACUCUGACCAAGAAGCUGAAGGUGGCGACGGGGAUCAAUAGAUUUUCCGUGCUGGGGCGGAGCGUGGAUUGUAUUUGA
Endocarpon pusillum Z07020 is the source of this 696-nucleotide messenger RNA. RefSeq lists its product as uncharacterized. Lineage: Eukaryota; Fungi; Ascomycota; Eurotiomycetes; Verrucariales; Verrucariaceae. The record is from RefSeq and is a predicted model, not a curated record. Bases 1 to 696 code for a protein of 231 amino acids. The transcript has a single exon.